AAAGUCUUCAAAUUCGUCUUCUCCAAAACUGAAACCCCACAAAAGACGUCGUCGAUUGCAAUCUUUUCCACUCUACAACACCAUCAUGGCUGCCAAAUUGAAGAUAGCAGGGGCGUGGUCUGGUGUUUUAGAGGCUGAAUUGGAAGCAUGGACUGUACCCUUACUGAAAGAACACAUUGCAAACCGAUUGAAUUGUACGAAAGAUUCUAUUAAUCUUAUAUGUGCAGGGAAAGUGUUGCGAGAUGAUAAUGGAACCCAGAAGUUGAUCGAGUUGGGCGUCAAGAACAAUUCUAAGAUUUUGGUCACCAGGGUUUCACCUGAUCAAGGCAAGGAGUUGAUCGCUGAAGAGGAGAAGUCUACGAGGCUUCAAAGACUCAAGGCUGCAGCUACUUCACUAGCCAAGAGACAUGCUGAUGGUUCGUUGCCAGUUGAUGAUUACAAUCUUGAGUUGGAGAAUCAAAGUGGUGAAAAAGUGCAAUUGGGCUCUGAGAAUGAUCAACGUGCACUAAUGAUGGGACUUAUGUUUCAUGGAAAAGCAAAAAGAUUGGUUAAAAAUAGAAAAUAUGAAGAUGCUGUUGAGGUUCUAGCUAUGGGGGAGGAGGCUUUCUCACUAUGUGAUUCAAAGGUUGUUGAGCUAAUAGACAAUGUCCCAAUACUUCAAAUAGACAUGGUUUGGUGCUAUUUUAUGCUCAAAGACAUUAGCAAACUAUCAGUAGCUGGAAAACGCCUUGAAGAAGCUCGAAAAGGAAUUGAAAGAUCUCAUGGGAAGGAAUCCACUCGUCUCAGAUUGCUUCAUGGGAAUUCACACCCUGAACUUGCAUUGCACUUGAGAUUGGAGUUACUGGAAGGUAUAGUAGCAUACCAUAGUGGUGAUCUUGAAAAAGCAAAGAAGUCACUAAAUAGUGCUAGGGGUAAAUACUUGAAGCUUCAAGUUCCAGAUGAGGAACUAUCGAUUUUAAUGGGAAUGGGAUAUGGGGAAAAAGCUGCAAAAAGGGCACUUCGCAUGAACAAUCAAGAUGUUGAGCGUGCUGUUAAUUUUCUUGUUGAAGAAAAAGCUAAAAAACAACAAAAGAUUGAAGAUGAUAUUAAGCGAAGAAAUGAAAUCAUGGAGCAAAAGAAGUUUGGAGUUACACCACUCAGGAAAGCUGUGGAUCUUCAAAAGUUAAAGGAAUUGGUAUCGAUUGGUUUUGAGAAAGAACUUGCUGCAGAGUCCCUUCGAAGGAAUGAAAAUGAAACCCAAAAAGCUCUAGACGAUUUGACAAAUCCAGAUACCAAUUCUGAUAUACAGCUUUUUAUCGAAUCACGAAAGAAGAAGAGACUGCGUCAAUCUGGAGAUGCUGCAAUCGAGAGACUCACUGCCAUGGGUUUUCCAAGAGAAACAGUUGUGGCUGCUGUUCGUGAUUAUGGAACCGAAGAACUGGCUCUAAAUCAUCUGCUCGCGCAAAGUGCACCGAAUGGGAACCCACGGCUCAUUGGUUUGGAUGUUGGAACCAGUAGCGGCUCAGUGGGUGUGGGUCCCAGUGAAAGCAUGCCGAUUGAUGGAGACACAUUGGGUGGAUUUGAACAUGAAAUUCAAAGGGAUGUGGAAAUGGAAGAUGAACUUACAGGGGAUUUGCAACAAGAAGAUGCGUUUUCUGAUUAUGACGUGGAACUUACAAGAGAAAGUGAAGCCAUAGAGGAGUACUCGGCUCUUGUGUUGGUGUAAUUACUGAUUACUAAUUAUUGAGAACAUGAUAUAUGCAUAUACUAUAUGAUAUGAUCUUUCUGUACAUAUGGGUAUCUAUGCUAGUUUUAGUUUCAAGUGAUGUUGGAUGAUAUAACUUUAUUACUACAAGGGUGUUUUCGUAUUUUUCUAUUAGAUAAACGAGUUUUGUUGAUA
Molecule: messenger RNA, 1879 nt
Organism: Lactuca sativa (garden lettuce)
Lineage: Eukaryota; Viridiplantae; Streptophyta; Magnoliopsida; Asterales; Asteraceae
Gene: NUB1
Product: ubiquitin-associated (UBA)/TS-N domain-containing protein
Biological process (GO): regulation of ubiquitin-dependent protein catabolic process
Molecular function (GO): protein binding
Source: RefSeq, a predicted model, not a curated record